GUUAAGUUAGUGUUAAGUGAACUUGAUGAAAGUGCGGUUUUUCCGGUGAUUUGUUGUUAUUUGCGUGUUUUUUUUAGUGUAAUUUGAUGUGUGAUUUUUAAAAGUUUUUACAGACUACCAGCAGGAUGUCCGAAGACCAACCACCCCUGAUCUACAACGACUCAAUAUUCCUCUACGACAAUGUCGAUCUACAACUGAACACCAGUAGCGAAAUAUUCCUGGAAGAGAACAACUGGUGGGCACUUUCCGCCAUCGGUCUCGCCAUCGGUACAGCCGCAGGGAACAUUCUCGUUUGUCUGGCCAUCUGUUGGGAACGACGUCUACAAAACGUCACCAAUUAUUUCCUGAUGAGUUUGGCCAUAACGGAUUUAAUGGUCGCCAUAUUGGUUAUGCCACUUGGAAUUUUAACUUUGGUUAGAGGUUAUUUUCCGUUACCGUCGAUCUACUGCCUCGCCUGGAUCUGCCUGGACGUGCUGUUUUGCACGGCGUCCAUAAUGCACCUGUGCACGAUCAGCGUCGACCGCUACUUAUCCCUCAGGUACCCGAUGAAAUUCGGAAGGAACAAAUCCAGACGUCGCGUCAUCCUGAAAAUCGUUUUCGUGUGGCUCCUCUCGAUCGCGAUGAGCCUGCCCCUCAGCCUGAUGUAUUCGAAAGAUCAAGGGUCUUUGAUCAUCGAUGGAGUGUGCCAGAUCCCGGAUCCGCUCUACAAACUGAUCGGAUCAAUAAUCUGCUUCUACAUUCCCUUAUUGGUGAUGCUAGUGACGUACGCCCUCACCGUCAGAUUAUUGGCGAAUCAGAAACAAAACCUGGGAACCCCGAAUUGGUCCAGUAAUUGGAUGGGAUCCGCGUCUACGCCACUGGAACGUAGAUGCACCUGGCGUCGCCUCCUCAAAGCAACAAAAGCGGGCAAACUUUCAACCCUCUCCACGCCGCAACACGGUCAUUCAGCAGGUUCCACUGACACAGAACUGACCACCCUGGAUACCCACGAGCUCUGGAUUCAAGAAUCCGAACCGACCCCUUGCACCAUGUCAGCUCUAGGCCAGUUCGGAGCUGAGAUGCUGAAACUGUCCCGCGGGUUACAAGAAGCUGCCGCAGCUGCAGCUGCCAGUAACAUGACCUCCAUCGCCAAUAAAAAUGACUCGACGGACAGUCUAAGCGCCUCCCGUUCCUCCCUCCUCACCAACUCCGAAUUAUCACCGUGGCCCCAACCGAAACGGCGACGAGCCUCGACUUUCCACGAGGGCGACUCCCGCGACGACUCCCCCUCCCCGAAGUGGCGAAAACGACGAGGCUCGAGCUUCCACGAACUCUACUCGACGCCGAGUAACGAGAGCGAGCGAACUCGCCCGACCGAGGAGUGCUCCCUGUCGCUACCGCCCCCGUGCACCUGUCCGUACUUCGGCGGCGCGUCCAAAAGGGCGGAAAAGUGCGAACAGAUCGAGGUGAAGAUCGUUUCGGGCGCAGAUCGUUUGGGGGUGGUGAACUUUUCGCCGCGGCACCGCAAUAGUUUCGGGGGCGUGGGUGCGGAAAAACCCUCGCCGGGUACGAAGAAGUCGGCGUUGAGUGCGAGGAGUAGAGGUGGAAGUGGAGACUCCUCACCGAGCAAUAUAGUGGUUACUUGGGAGGCUAGGAGGGGGCAUAGGAGAGGCUCGAGUUUCGGUAAUACAAAGAGCGCCCUCCUGACUACCACCACCACCACCGCCACGACCUCCCCGGGCGUUUCCCAGAGGACGCCCCUGCUACGCCGCUCGGCAACCCUGCGACACAACGGCAACAUCGCCGCCACGUUGCCGGAGCGCCAAAAGAACCCCUCCUCGACCCCCUGUUUGUUACAGAGGUACAAUCAGUACGGCAACGUCGGAGGUACCCGAAGCGUGCGCUCCCACCACUCCAGAAAUUCCUCGGUGAUAUCCAGGAAUUCCUCGCGACACGGCAGGAUAAUUCGGCUGGAACAGAAAGCGACCAAGGUGCUGGGCGUGGUUUUUUUCACCUUCGUCAUCCUGUGGGCUCCGUUUUUUAUCCUGAACCUGUUGCCGGCCUUUUGUAAGGAGUGCGAGGCGAAUAUGGACGCGUGGGUGAUGCAUUUCGUCACCUGGUUGGGCUAUGCCAGUUCGAUGGUCAAUCCGAUUUUUUACACGAUAUUUAAUAAAGUGUUUCGGCAGGCUUUUAAGAAGGUUUUGACGUGUAAGUAUCGGAAAACCACCACCUGGAGGCCCCAUCGGUGACAAAUGAGGAUGAAAAACGUCCAAAAGACGAACGUGUGAACGGGAGCGGCUCAUUUUUUUUGUCGUCAUUGAUUGAUCAAACUGUUCUGGUCUUGACACGAACUUAAGUCUUUCAUUAAGUUGUGAUAUAUUUACUUACUUCUCAAGCAACACGAGUUCGUAAAAUGUACGUUAGUUUUACAUAUUAUUUUUUUUUACGAAACGUUUGAUAUGCGUUUUUUUCUAAUUCCUCUUACCUUAGUUGUUUUUUUUAUAAUUAGCGUUUUUUUAACGUUUAUCCGAAGCAUAUAGUAUAGGUUUAUAUUAUUCUGUUUUUGGCUCUAUACAAUAAUUUCAAUUGUAAGUUUUGAGUAAGGUUAGUCUUCAAAAGCUAUUAUCCAAUCUAAUAACACUGUCUUUCGGAACUGAGAUUCUUAGCAAAGAUUAAGGUACGUUAGUGUACGUUACGGAAUUUUCAAGAUAUUUGGAAAAUUACAAGUGCUACAGCAAAACUGCAUAGAAUAAAUAUUGUAGAAUAUAAAAUUGUGUACCAAUGUGUGAUUUCAUAUAUAAAUAUUUAGUAAUAUUUAUAUAUGAA
Molecule: messenger RNA, 2805 nt
Organism: Anthonomus grandis grandis
Lineage: Eukaryota; Metazoa; Arthropoda; Insecta; Coleoptera; Curculionidae
Gene: 5-HT2B
Product: 5-hydroxytryptamine receptor 2A
Exons: 7
Coding region: 126-2228 (700 amino acids)
Biological process (GO): G protein-coupled receptor signaling pathway, coupled to cyclic nucleotide second messenger; chemical synaptic transmission
Cellular component (GO): membrane; dendrite
Molecular function (GO): neurotransmitter receptor activity; G protein-coupled serotonin receptor activity
Source: RefSeq, a predicted model, not a curated record